Fusarium sp. VM40 is the source of this 1668-nucleotide messenger RNA. The record is from the annotation of a GenBank genome assembly. Lineage: Eukaryota; Fungi; Ascomycota; Sordariomycetes; Hypocreales; Nectriaceae.
AUGGGUCUUGUUUCACUUGCUACGUCCCUGUUGGCAUUUGGCUCUGUUGCUACUGCUGCGAGCCUGGCUGAGCGCAAUGGCAACAGCAAGAAGCUUACAUCAGCCGCCCAGGGCUUGUUCGAUUACUCCAUGGAAGUAACCGACUCCAGAUUCGACUCUAGCUACGGAUAUGUCUGGUACCAGGACAAUGGCCAGUGGUCGGUCCGAUUUACUGCCUGGUAUAUUCCAGGGUUGUUGCACCGCGGAAAGGGUGAUGACAUCAAGACUGCCACCAAGGCAAUUGAGAAUGUCUUGGCAAAUCAAAUGAAUGGCGACUUUGACUCUGCCUGGUAUGGCACCUUCAAGCUUGCUCCAGAUGAGCCAAACCCCACCCCAAACGGGCCACUGUACCCUCCUUCAAUUUACGGGACUUACGAUCCUAACUGGAGAGAAUUCGUCGGCACCCAGCUUAUCCAAGUUGUUGAGGAGUUUGGCCACCUUCUACCAAAGGGCCUUGAAGCUCGCAUUGAAGAUGCGCUCGAGGCAGCUGCCAUUGGCGGCAUGCGUCGAAACGGAUCGUUCCCUCAGGACGAUAACCUGAUCCUGGGCUAUUCCAACCCAGCCAUCAUGCGAGCUCUCACAACUGGAUGGAUCGGGCAGCGCAAGAAGAACCAAGCUCUCAUCAAGUUUGCUAAGGAGCAGGGCGAGGAUAUUCUCAAGCUAUUCAAGCGAGGAGGCCAGAAUGCCUUGUCUGAGUACAAUGCGCCAAACUACUAUGGUAUCGACAUCUGGGCUCUUGCGGCCAACAUUGCCUAUGGACCAAAGGACGCCCCCAUGACCAAGAAUUCCAAGUUCAUCCUGCAGGAGCUGUGGAAGGAUAUUGCUGCUCAUUAUAACCCUUACCUCGGCAACAUGGUUGGACCUUACGAUCGAGCCUACAGUCGCGAUGCCACCACUCAUUCGCAGAUUCUGUCCAUGGUUCUCUGGGGUCUUUACGGACGCGGUGUGGGAGGUCAGCCCCCUCUUGGAGAGGGUGAUCUUCUCUACGACGUUGCCCAAGGUGCCGCUAUUGCGCUUGUUCUUGAUGUUGUUGCACCUACAGUCUCCAAGGACGCGCAGGCCAUUAUCAAGGCCAAGGGCAAGUGGAAGGGCACAAGAUUCAUCAACAAGACUAUUUAUGAGGAGCUUGACUCCAACAACCCCCGCCACAUCACCUCUUGGCUCAGUGCUGAGGUCAUGAUCGGUGGUCAGACAGUUGCAGAGACCAAGAACAGGGGCAACCAGUACGUUCCAGCUAUCGUCCAGUGGGCUUCAGACCCUUCGCACAAGCCCUACCCUUACAUGGGCUUCUUCUCGCUGUACCCAAGCGCAUCAACCUUGACGGCAAAGGCCGGUCCCAAUCGCCUAACAGUGUCUUACCCCAACACCACACAGGACGGAACUAACAUCUUUACAUUUGCUUUGACUGGAAUUCCACCUUCUUGGACUCUUGGUAACAAGAACGUUGUUAAGGGCCUGGAGAAGCUGCCAUGUCUUGAUGUUAACGUGACAGCACCGGGACUGGUGAAGCAGGAUGUGGUUUACGGAGCUACACUGAGAGAUCACUGGAUCUAUAACAUUUCGUAUGUGGUGCCUAAAAGUUUCAAGGGGACCCCUAGUGUUACUCUCGACAUGGACUACACGUGUUAG